GCCCGCCUGGCCCGCGGCGCCGCUCGCUCCCCCGGCAGCUGGCCGGUGCACCCCUUCCCCAAGCCUCACCCCGCGCUCGGGUCGCCCAGCUUCCCCUUCUGCCUCCGGCGCCCCCUUCAUCUCUAGCCCCCUCCCCCCAACCAAAUCAGGCGAUCUCCGGAGAUGUGAAGAGGGGGGUGAGCGGACAGGAAGAUGAAGGGAGCGGAGCUGCCCGCCGCGGGACAGGCGUCUAGGUGAACAAGAAAAUGACCGAAGAAACACACCCGGACGAUGACAGCUAUAUUGUGCGUGUCAAGGCUGUGGUUAUGACCAGAGAUGACUCCAGCCGGGGAUGGUUCCCACAGGAAGGAGGCGGGAUCAGUCGCGUCGGGGUCUGUAAGGUCAUGCACCCCGAAGGCAAUGGACGAAGCGUCUUUCUCAUCCAUGGUGAACGACAGAAAGACAAACUGGUGGUGUUGGAGUGCUGUGUAAGGAAGGACUUGGUCUACACCAAAGCCAAUCCAACGUUUCAUCAUUGGAAGGUCGAUAACAGGAAGUUUGGACUUUCCUUCCAAAGCCCUGCUGAUGCGCGAGCCUUUGACAGGGGAGUGAGGAAAGCAAUCGAAGACCUCAUGGAAGGCUCUACAACAUCGUCUUCCACUAUCCAUAAUGAAGCCGAGCUUGGUGAUGAUGACGUUUUCACGAGUGACCAUCUGCUUUGGUGUGCCAGGACAGUCCUGGUCUUAGCACCCAAAGUCUCUAGUCCUGUGGAACACUCGGUCCAGGAAAACCAGGACAAUCGGUCCCCCUGCCUGGAAUCUUCUGUUAAUAUCCCCCUGGCUUGGAGAGGAAGAGCCUGA
This is a messenger RNA of Sciurus carolinensis (gray squirrel), 839 nucleotides long. RefSeq names its product sprouty-related, EVH1 domain-containing protein 2-like. Gene Ontology annotation, biological process: negative regulation of MAPK cascade. NCBI's taxonomy places the organism in Eukaryota, Metazoa, Chordata, Mammalia, Rodentia, Sciuridae. The transcript has a single exon. Gene Ontology annotation, molecular function: protein kinase binding. The coding region runs from base 246 to 839 and encodes 197 amino acids. The record is from RefSeq and is a predicted model, not a curated record.